Molecule: messenger RNA, 1078 nt
Organism: Schistocerca cancellata (South American locust)
Lineage: Eukaryota; Metazoa; Arthropoda; Insecta; Orthoptera; Acrididae
Product: coiled-coil domain-containing protein 18-like
Exons: 5
Coding region: 225-986 (253 amino acids)
Biological process (GO): regulation of cilium assembly
Cellular component (GO): centrosome
Source: RefSeq, a predicted model, not a curated record
UUAACUAAUAGUGAUUGAAAAUGCCUUAGAUCGUUACUCUAUUGCUUAACUAACUGUGGCUAUAUUACUUCAUUGUUUAAACUCAUACACAAUACAAAUUAAUUUAUGUGACUUAUUUUAUUUCAUAUCCUGAUCUGAAGUUGCUAUAUAUUUUAUUUCAUAUCCUGUCUCUAAUAUUGCAGUAUCUGAAGACUCAACAGGCUGCUGAUGACUUAAGAAGACAAAUGGAAGUAAAAGAAACAGAAAGCAACCAUAUUCACAGUCAAGUUAGCAUGGAAAUAUCACUUGUGCAGAAUCAAUUUCAAGAACAACUGCAGUUAUUGUCAUCGAUACCAGAUGCAGUCAACAAACUACAGCUUCAAGUGCAGGAAGAAGAGCAGCAGUGGUGUAUGGCCGAAUUUCGACGCAGGGAGCUGAUGCAUGAGCUUUAUGAUGCUAAACAGCAGAUGGAUUGCUAUACAAAAGAAAUAAAUGAAAUUCAAGUAAGGCUACAGGAAAGUAAAGAUGAGCAGAAGGAGUUACAUAAACAACUAAAGAAUUGUGAGAAGGAAAACGAGGAGUUACAAAAUGAAGUCUCAGCAUUAAAAAGCAACACAGAAAUCAUGUUAUCAGAGUAUGAGAUGGCUGAGAAGAACACCAAAGAAAAAAUAAAUGAAAUAACACAAUUGUCAAAAAAACUUGAAACAUAUUCCGAUGACUUUGCUCAUGAGCUGUCACAUGCCAAAAAUCAAAAUGAAAAAACCAGGAUAGCACUGCAAAUUAAAAUCUCACAGCUUGAUGAUGAUCUUUUGCAGCUUCGCACAUUUGCGAAAGUUAUGGAAAAAGACAGAGACCAAGUCAAGAUGGAUCUUCAAACUCAUAUAAACUGGCUAACUGAAAAGAAUGAUGAAGCUGCAGCUAUAAUACACAAUCUUGAAACACAACUGAAUAAUUCUCACAGCAGUGACAACACUUUCCAUACCACUUAUAUCUCAAUGGCCAAUUAGUGGUUAAAGGGCUACACACAGAGUGCAAAACUGUAAAAGAUAAAGCUGAGGACAUGCAGCAGAACUCUACACUGUAAAACUAAGAUGAAUUG